Messenger RNA from Pipistrellus nathusii (Nathusius's pipistrelle), 369 nucleotides. Lineage: Eukaryota; Metazoa; Chordata; Mammalia; Chiroptera; Vespertilionidae. The record is from the annotation of a GenBank genome assembly.
AUGUCCCCUGAGCUCCGAGGCCCCUCGGUGAGGGGCCUGGCCGCUGUGCAGGGCCUGGCUAGGGAAGGUUCUACAGCGCUGUCCUCGCUGGUCCCAUGGAGCUGGCAGUCUCCUGGCGGCAGAGCAGGAUCGUCUGCUUACUUCCAGCCUUUCUUCUGCCUGGGAGUCGGAGUCCUGGAGCAGAGUGUCACCGGCCCCACAGUGGCCACCAGACACCCCUCCAAGGGGCUCUGGGCUGGGUCCUGCAUCAGGGUCCCUGAGACCUCAGCCCUGCAGCAUGCAGGCGGGUCCUCACGCUGGGCUUCCAUGUUGGUGCCACAUGAGAGCCAUUGGGGUCCCUCAGAGGCUUUGCUCCUGUGGCCCCAAUAA